GGUACCAUCUACGCCGAAUAUGCACGGUUCAAAGAGUGAUUAUGGGUUUCGAAGACCUACAACUAGUUUUGCUAGAGCGACGGAAUUCCUGGGAACGAUUCGAGAAGAGACACGAGAAAACGCGCGGCUCAUUGAGAAUUUCGACGGGUUUUCCGAAAAUAUCACAGAAAAUUCUAAAAAGCCGAAAAAGUCGGCAACCUUUCACGGAUUACAGGACCUUCGAAAAUGCAAAGUUCAAAAUUGCUCAACACACUUUGUGACAAGUUCUGCAACGGCUUCUCCUUCGUCUUCGUCAUCGUCUUCUUCAGAAUACAAAAAAAAGGUGAAAAGAUUAAGCUCAAACCCAUUAUCAUCUUCAACAUCAUCAUCUGAACCGUCCACGUCAACCAGGAAACGAUCGAUUUUCCAUGAGAUGGGCGAACGAAUUCGCCUGUUCUCGACCGCCUCGUUCGUCUCACCAGCCACCACAUCAACGACGACGAGGUGUAUGGAGCAAGUGGGUGGUGGCUCGGGGUGUGGCGGAGGAGCACGACCAUCGGCGAUGACAGUCACCACGAAUGGAGGUGGUGGAACUGUGAUCGGGCUCACGAAGUCGCAUUCAUUGAAUAGUUUUGAAGAUUCUACAGCAUCAGUAUUUGUCUCAACAACGACGCGGUGUCAUUCGGGUAGAAAAGUGCAUCAAUUGAAGAAUCCAUCGAGAGUAACCGUAACGCAGGAGGAGGAAAAUCGAAAUUUCGAGAAGAAAAAAUCGCGGAUCGACGCGAUCGGAUCGUUGUUAUCGUUGCACGACGAGGAGCCGACGAGCAACUCGGGAAUGGACGCUAUGGACCUGGAGAAAGGGCUCGAAAAGGACGUAUCGCAGUUGGGAAUCCUUUGUCACCAUUGUUCGACAACCGACUUAACGUGUCCUAAAACUCAAAAGGAACUACCAUCUCCAUCAGCUUCAUCUGUAUACUCAUUGGCACGUUCUGACAUGUCGAACGAGCCUUUAUGUAGGAUUUGUCAUUGCUGUUGGCCUCCAGACUCAAAUGAUCCGCUGAUUUCUCCUUGUAGAUGUUCUGGAUCUUUGCAAUAUGUACAUGUGUCGUGUUUAAUGCACUGGCUCGACAUUUCGUCGAGAAAGCUGCAUCGGCCUGCAAUAUGCGAACUAUGCCUCUAUAAAUAUCGAAGACGUCGGGUGCUUAAAUACCGCGAAAUGAAGCUUCCACAGUGUGCGCAAGCCGACAUUCGCUUCUACACACUCUUCGUCGUCGCAAUUGUUCUCAUGAUAUUAUCCGCAUUCUCCACUGUCGUCUGUUUUCAGCUCGAGAAGAGCUACGGGUUAUCGUCGUCGCAAGGCGAGCUUAGGAAUCGUACUCAACCACUAAACGUGGAAGGCGUAGUGAGUGAUGUACCUCCGGCCGCUCCGCCGUCUCUCACAGCAGUAGCGACGGCUUCAGAAGAAUCAUCAGUACCGACAGUGGUGUUAGGUGCCAGGAAACGAAUUGGUGAUAUAACGGUUAAUGCCUCAACAAAAGACGAGUCUUAUCGGCGAGAAGAAGCCGAAAAUGUAUUGUCAACGGUGACGCUGAUCGCGGCGAUGGUGUUUUUCCUUAGCUUUUUCCUUGCAAUGUAUGCUCAUGUUAAGUCGGGUCUUUCAUUUUGCGGAUAUUUGACACUUUGCUGGAGUUCGAAUCUAGAAUGGUCAAUUGAAGAGUACAAGCACUCAAGGGACACGCAGUAUCUCAACAAGUUGGAGGAAUUGCGAAGGAAAAUUAAUGAAAAACAAAAGAAAGCCGCCGACGAAGUGGAACCGCUGCGGAGUUCUGUGAUUGUGCUCGAGUAGGCUUAUGGUCCUUCUUACCCACUAUUUAUCUCGUUCUAUUGUGACCAAAUUGUUUGUAAAAAUUUGAACUUUUUUUCAAAAAACUUGUUCCCAAAUCCCCUUUAAAACCACAUUUUCUUCUACUUCUCCUCCUUUUCAAUUCGGUUAUGUUGCCUUUAUGCAAAUGUUUGCAAAAGAAAUUUUUCUGUGUGUUUAUGUCUUCAUUCUUUUCGUUUCUCUAUCUUUUUCUAACUUUUUUCUUUUUUUUUUUGGAAUUUUUUUCUCCGUCGUGUCACUUUUUACCAUUUUAUGUAAUAAAUAUUAUUUGAUUUUGA
Molecule: messenger RNA, 2139 nt
Organism: Caenorhabditis elegans
Lineage: Eukaryota; Metazoa; Nematoda; Chromadorea; Rhabditida; Rhabditidae
Gene: marc-5
Product: RING-CH-type domain-containing protein
Exons: 14
Coding region: 20-1825 (601 amino acids)
Molecular function (GO): zinc ion binding
Source: RefSeq, marked reviewed